Molecule: messenger RNA, 2908 nt
Organism: Girardinichthys multiradiatus
Lineage: Eukaryota; Metazoa; Chordata; Actinopteri; Cyprinodontiformes; Goodeidae
Exons: 5
Coding region: 99-2108 (669 amino acids)
Molecular function (GO): GTP binding
Source: RefSeq, a predicted model, not a curated record
CUUUAACUACACUUAGAGGCGUAAAAACAAUAACUUUACUGUUUGUUUCUGAUUAGUGACAAAGACCUGACUGGAGUGAACAUCACAACUUCUUCAUCAUGCAGAAAACUAAACCUCCAGGCAAGGUGAUUGGAGCUAAGUUUCCACCUUCAUCUUCUACACCACCAACGCGCACACCUGCUCCUCUGCCUCGUACCAAACCGACUCCAGAACCCCCCUCUCUGGUCAUCAGCGAUCCAACAGGGAGUAAACCUCCAGGCAAGGUGAUUGGAGCUAAGUUUCCACCUUCAUCUUCUACACCACCAACGCGCACACCUGCUCCUCUGCCUCGUACCAAACCGACUCCAGAACCCCCCUCUCUGGUCAUCAGCGAUCCAACAGGGAGUAAACCUCCAGGCAAGGUGAUUGGAGCUAAGUUUCCACCUUCAUCUUCUACACCACCAACGCGCACACCUGCUCCUCUGCCUCGUACCAAACCGACUCCAGAACCCCCCUCUCUGGUCAUCAGCGAUCCAACAGGGAGGAAUGUCUCAUCUAAAUUCAAGAACAUCAUCUCUAAAAGUCUCCUGAUCCAUUCAGGACCUCCAGCUGUGUACCAACUACAGACAAAAAAAGAGGACUUAGGACCUCUGACAAGACUAACGCUUGGAAAGAAAAACUUGAACAAGGCCAACAGAACUGUGUUGCUGGUGGGUGAAACAGGAGCAGGAAAGUCUACCGUCAUCAACAGUCUGGUCAACCACGCUAUGGGAGUGAAGUUUGAGGAUGAAGUCUGGUUUCAGAUCGUAAAAGACGAGAAGAAAGGGCAGACUGAAAGCCAGACUUCAGAUGUGAUUGUGUACGAGGUCUUUGGGUUUGAAGAUCAAACUUUGCCUUUCUCCCUGACCAUCAUCGACACGCCUGGAUUUGGAGACACCAGAGGGAUUGAACGUGAUCUUAUUGUCAGUCAAAGAUUGUUUGACUUGUUUCGAUCAGAUGAUGGAAUUAAUGAGAUUCAUGCCGGGGGUCUGGUGGUGAAGGCCACAGAUAAUCGAGUCAAUGAUCGCCUUUCAUAUGUCUUCAACUCAGUCAUGUCUCUGUUUGGGAAAAACCUGGAGAAAAGCAUCGUGGCUCUCGUUACUCACUCAGAUGGAAGAACACCCAAAAAUGUUCUUCAAGCUCUUGCAGCUACAAACAUAAAAUGUGCCAAAAAUGAAAAGAAUCAACCUAUUUACUUCCUUUUUGAUAAUUCCCAAACUGAUGAUCGAUCAGAGGACAUUGAAUUCCUAAAAAUUGCUACGGAAAUUUCUGAGAAAGGAAUGAAAGCCUUUACAGCCUUCUUGGAGAAGAAAUCAUCUCAAAAACUGAUAACAACAACAGACGUCCUAAAUGAACGCAUCAGCCUGGCGGCCUGCAUCCAGAACCUGCACGAGAGAAUCCUGUUAACUGAGCAGAAACAACAGGAACUCAAACAAACUCACGACGCUCUGGUCAAACAAGUAGAAGACAUGAAGAAAUCUGAGACGGUCACUGUAGAAGUUGAUGUUGUCUACAAAGAAAAGGAGCUUCUUAAAAGCAAAAAGCUUUUCGGCCGUGGUUUCUUUGAAAAAGCAAUGGUCUGCACCAUCUGUGAGGAGAACUGCCACUAUCCUGGCUGUACUAUCAGUUCCAGUCCUCAACAUUGUGAGGUCAUCAAAAAAGGCCGCUGCACAGUCUGCACAAAGAAAUGUCCUGCAUCAGCUCAUGUGAAGGAAAACUGGAGAUAUGUCAUAAAAACCAAGAAGGCUAAGAAGACUGUAGAAGUUAAAAAAGAGAAGCAGGUGGAGAAGGUUGACCCUGACAUCAAGUUUAAUAUUUUAAAAAGUCUUGCAAAUAAAAUCCAGAACCUGAAAGCAGAGAAGAUCCAGCUGGUUAAUGAGUCCUACCAACAUGUUAUCACCCUGGAGGAGAUCGCCCUCAAAGUGGAUUCUGUGUCCACUUUUGUUCACCUGGAUUUCUUGAUUGAGAAGAUGAAGGAAACAGGAGACAUGAAGAAGGUCCAGAGAUUGGAGGAGAUGAGAAGCCGAAUGGACGAAGGAACCAAGUUAGCCCUCCAGUACAUGUGGGGCAGAACAAUCGGAACCAUGUAAGAACCAGAAGAACCAACACAUCCAUGACAGGAUGAAGAAGAAAGCUUCAUUAGGUGCAUCAGCUCCUCUAAAGCCUCUUCUUGAUUAACUUUAGUUCAGUUUCAAUAAAAUAACCUCCCAUCUGAUCCUGGUAAAGGAAAGGAUUUAAUGAUUGUUUAAGCUAAUAUACUGAGUUUGUUAAAGAAAUAUUUUAAUCAUAGAUAUACAACCGAAAUACAAUAUAUACAACAUCAGAGAGAAGAGACUGCAGCUGAAACCAACAAAUGUUUUCCAGCAGACAUUUCUGUCUUUACUAAGAAACAGCUUCAAACAGCUGAUUUAGUAGGAAUGGGUUAAUAUGAUUUAUCAUAAGAAUUAGGAUUCAUUGUGUGAAUGAUAAACUCCAACUGAUUAUGUUUGCACUCCUGAUAAAUUAACAGUAUGUUGGGACUUUUAAUAUUUUCUUCCACUGUCGGUUCCAAUGAAAGCAUAAAUAAAUAUGCAAAUAAUAAAAAUAUGAUUGAAUGCAGUUAUUUUUACCUUUCUAACAUUAACUGCACUACUUAAUUAAACUGGUGUGUUUUAUAAUGGGUUCAUUUGUGUUAGUUCGGAGAACUGAGUCCUGCUGAAAUUUAAACACUUAUUGUUACAUUUAUCGUUGUUGCAACAAAUACCGAACAUAUUGUGAUAAUUUUAAGUACAUGUUAACUAUCCCUAGUUUUAUAGAGAACUAUUGAAAAUUGUGUUUUUCUUUUAAUUCCUGUAAAUAUUUAACUAAAAUGAAUCAUUUGGAAUGUGUUGUGAUUUGAAUAUGAAUAUAU